AUGGGUCCAGGAGACUGGCCGUCGACCGGAACAAAUAGUGGAGACACAGGCGGUGCGGAGGGAAUGGAGCCUGCUGCCAUAGUGUCGGCCUUUGUCGAACUACCAGGUAGCGAGCACGAUAACGUGCUGAAGAAAAAGAAGUGGCUGUUCACCGUGUAUCUCGUCGAGGAAAAGGAAACGGCUGUCGACUAUCUGGGCUUUUCUGCGUGGAAGCCCACACCGAUCCCUCGGUUUGACCUGUUCUGA
Molecule: messenger RNA, 246 nt
Organism: Aspergillus tanneri
Lineage: Eukaryota; Fungi; Ascomycota; Eurotiomycetes; Eurotiales; Aspergillaceae
Exons: 2
Coding region: 1-246 (81 amino acids)
Source: RefSeq, a predicted model, not a curated record